This is a messenger RNA of Trichophyton verrucosum HKI 0517, 996 nucleotides long. RefSeq lists its product as uncharacterized. The transcript has a single exon. The record is from RefSeq and is a predicted model, not a curated record. Gene Ontology annotation, molecular function: oxidoreductase activity. The coding region runs from base 1 to 996 and encodes 331 amino acids. Lineage: Eukaryota; Fungi; Ascomycota; Eurotiomycetes; Onygenales; Arthrodermataceae.
AUGGCUUCAGUUACCCCUGUUCCCAAGACUGGACGCUCAGUCAACCAGGACGUGCCGGCAUCGACGCUGACGCUGCAGACGCGUCCCACGCCCGUCCCCAACUUCGACGAGGGCGAGCAUCUCAUCCGCGUGCACGCCACCGCGCUGUGUGCAGGCGAGCUUUACUGGCACACCUACGUUACUUUUACCAAGGAGGAAACCGUGCCCGGACCAGACGUGGCAGGCACAGUUGUGUUGGCCCCUCCUUCCUCGCCAUUCAAGCCAGGUGAUGAUGUUUACUGCCGCAUUCCUUAUUCGCGUCCGGGAGGUGCGAGGGACCACACAAUCGCACUUACCUCCGAAUUGGCACGCAAACCAAAGAAUUUGACCUGGGAAGAAGCCGCCACCGUGCCUCUGUCCGCCCUUACCGCCUGGCAGGCACUUUUCGAUCAAUCCGGCUUGUGGGAGGGGCCAGAGGACGAGAGAGUGAAAGGGAAGAGAGUUGCUGUCACCGCGGCGUCGGGGGCAGUCGGGAUGUGGAUUUUGCAGUUUGCAAGGAUCGCUGGGUUCGAGGCUGUUAUUGGUACGUGUGGUGAUGGAAAUGAGGACUUUGUCAAGUCGAUGGGAGCCACGGACGCCGUCAACUACAAGACAACCUCAUUGACCGCGUGGGCAGCAGAGAAGCAAGGACGAAAGGCUGAUUUGGUGAUCGACUGCUUUGGAGGAAAGAGCUUGGCCGAUGCUUGGGGCUGUGUCAAGGAUGGUGGUGUGCUGAUCAGCAUGGUUGGAUAUCCGGAACAGGAGAAGCCAGCAGGGCUUGAGGUGAAGGACGUGAAGAGCCACUUUUUCAUCAUGGAGCCCAGGGGUGAUCAAUUGCAGAAGGUUACAGAGUUGGUGGAGCAAGGCAAAUGUUCUUUCUUGAUGGACAGCGUCUACCUCUUGGAGCAAUUUCAGGAGGCUACAGACAAAGUGGAAAGCCGACGUGUCAGGGGCAAAGUGGUGUUGAAGGUGCUUUAG